This is a messenger RNA of Drosophila albomicans, 2235 nucleotides long. Its product is annotated as nose resistant to fluoxetine protein 6-like. The record is from RefSeq and is a predicted model, not a curated record. Gene Ontology annotation, molecular function: acyltransferase activity, transferring groups other than amino-acyl groups. Lineage: Eukaryota; Metazoa; Arthropoda; Insecta; Diptera; Drosophilidae.
CUUCGGGCAGGCCAAUUGAAAUGCCAACCUCAAAGACAAUGGUUAGCUUUUAUCACUUAACGAUUUUGCUGUCCGCUUGCGGCUUAGCAGCAAGCAGUAACCAACUGCAUACAACGGAUUUGAACAUCAAGGAAUACCAGCGCAUGAUGCAGUUACGCCACUUGGCCAUCGAGUUCUUUGAUUACUACGAGAAUAUCACGACAACGGAUACGGAUUUAAUUGUACCAGGCUCAAGGCUACCCAACCAACAGGAUCUGUUAUGUCUGUCUGAAGUGGCUCAGCUGAGUCUGGCCUUAAGAUCGGGGCAACUGUGGGCAUUGAGAAUGAUUGACUCCUGGGGCAGACUGCCAGCUGGUAUGCUCUAUGGCAACAUGAAGGAUUUGGGCAACUUUGAGGAAUGCAUUCGGGUGAAUCAUGCGUUGUCAACUACGGGACAAACGCUGCGGGGCAAAUACUGCUUUGCCAAGCUGCUCUCAGGCAGCAUGUUGGACAGCGGCAGCUCAGCCGCUUUGAGCCUGAUCAACAUUCAGACUGCUGUUUGUUUUCCCGCCUCCUGUACGGGGGAUCACAUGGAGACGCUGCUGCGUCGACUCUUCCAGCAGUUGUUGAGCAUUGAGUUGAAUGGGGAACAGCAGCUAAUCGACGAUGAAAAAUGCAAGACGGCAGAAAGUAAACCCCUCGAUGGCAUUGCUAUACUCACUAUCGUUAUUAUUGCUGUCUUGGCUGCUGCUAUGUUGCUAUCCACAUUGUAUGAUUACUUCUGCUGCGAGGAUCAAACACAUCUGCCGCUCCUUGCGAAGAUCUUCUCGGCACGUGUUAACUCAAGGGCUCUUUUCCGCGUUGUCGACAGCAAAACAAAUCCCAAUGUUAUCGACUGUCUGCACGGUAUACGCUGCUUGUCGCUUGUCUGGGUCGUCUAUGGUCAUGACUAUAUAAUGACUGCCUUCAUUAAUCUAGUGGAUGUAUUACCGUGGUAUAGAUCACCCUAUAGCAUGUUUAUAACACAUGGCCUAUUCUCGGUGGAUAGCUUCUUCUUUUUAAGUGGCCUUUUGCUGGUCAUGGUGGCGCUGCGUUCCAUGGAAAAAACCGAGGGGAAAAUCAAUGUGCCGCUGAUGUACCUCCAUCGUUAUCUGCGCUUGACGCCUGUGCUUGCAUUGGCCAUACUGGCGUACAUGAAGCUACUGCCUCUCAUUGGCGGUGGCCCCGUUUCCGACUCCUACCUCGAUGCAAGCGUCACAACCUGCCAGGACAAUUGGUAUCUCACUCUGCUCUAUGUGCAGAAUUAUGCUGCCAAAGCGGACAUGUGCCUGGGUCACAGCUGGUAUCUCAGCGUCGACAUGCAGCUGUAUAUCAUCUCGCCACUGCUCCUGAUCGCGCUCUACAAGUGGGGCAAGAAGGCAGUCGCUGGCAUUGUGGUGCUCAUGCUUCUCUUGGCUGGCUGUCUCUUUGCCACCAUGGUUAUCCGGGAUUACUCCAUGAGUCGCCCCGGUGGCAUGUCUAUCUAUGUGGGCACUCACGUUAGAGCUUCGCCCUGGAUUAUUGGCCUAUUACUUGGCUACUUUCUGCACGUGAAGCGUGGCAAGACAAUCGUACUGAAUCGCUGGACUGUUUGGCUGGGCUGGAUUAGUUGCUUGGCAUUGAUAUUUAUCAGUCUAUUUGCACUCUAUCCAUAUCCAGCCAAUGGCUAUACGCUGCCCAUUCUCAACGAGGCUUUCUAUGUGACGCUGACACGCAUCUCUUGGCCACUGGCGUUGGCCUGGAUCGUUUUUGCUUGCAAAUAUGGCUACGGUGGAUUGGCCAACAGCUUCCUCUCCUCUGCCAUAUGGCAGCCGCUGUCGAAGCUCUCAUAUUGUGUGUACAUCUGGCAUGUGUUCAUCCAAAAUAUCAACGGGGGUAAUACGGUUACCAGUACCUAUUUCAGCGAUUAUCAAGUGAUGCUCCGUUUCUGGUCAGACUUUGGAUUCUCCGUGUUGCUCGCAUAUUGCAUGUACAUUCUGAUUGAGGCUCCCAGCGGCGGAUUGCAGCUGCUCUUUUUACCUAGUGGAAAACCGAAAACUCAGUCAUCGCCUAAGCUGAACGAACCUGCACCACAACUGGAGGCGAAAGUAACAUUAGAUAGUUCAAUUUGAAUGACAUAUAAUCUCCAUACAUAAAACUUAUUUUCUAAAUAUAAUUUAAAUUAUGUAAAACUUACUAUUGAUAUAUAAUUUAUACUAUAAAAUGUAAGAAGUUUUA